Messenger RNA from Malania oleifera, 2817 nucleotides. RefSeq names its product exocyst complex component EXO70E2. Gene Ontology annotation, biological process: exocytosis. The record is from RefSeq and is a predicted model, not a curated record. Gene Ontology annotation, cellular component: exocyst. Gene Ontology annotation, molecular function: phosphatidylinositol-4,5-bisphosphate binding. Lineage: Eukaryota; Viridiplantae; Streptophyta; Magnoliopsida; Santalales; Ximeniaceae. The transcript has 3 exons. The coding region runs from base 656 to 2611 and encodes 651 amino acids.
AACAGAAAUUUCUAAGAAGAGACCGUAUAUCGUCCAAGGCCAAGCUUCUAGGAGAGGACCAUUUUAGUAAUUCGCCAUUUUUCUUUCUUUUUCAUUUUCAUGGGUUGACGGAGAAGUGUCAAAGUUGCCAACAGUCUUCGAGAUCGCUAGAGAUAUAAAACCACAGGAAAGGUGCAGAGAUUGGGCGCAUACCGACAGCCCGGAAAGCUCCAAUCAAUCUUCCCCAACGGGCGGCUCCAAUUAAAAGCUUUUCAUUUCAGUGUUUCGUGGAAAGCUAUUAGAAACCCUUUUGUUCGGUGAGUACAAAUUUGUUGAGCUUCUGUUGUGAUUCGGAGUCUGAGCCAAUUUGCUGUGCUUUUUUCAGUAGUAGAUCUUCAUUAUUCUCGGGGUAGGUGAUUUCACUAUUCUAGAUCAAGAGGGGCUGUUCUGAUUUUGUUGUUUCAGAUUUCAUUCCAGAGGUUUUAAUUUUUAUUUUUAUUUUUUGGGUUAUCUUUUCUGAUUUCUGGGCGUUGAAGGUUUUAGUUUUGCUUGCCUAAAGCCCAAAGUUGUGGUGUUUGAAGACACCUAUAGUGGGAGUAGCUCUCUAGUUCAAUCCAAACUGCUGGCUUUGAAAGAGAAAGCUGUAGUCCAGUUUUGUGAUUCUGUAGUUUUGGCUAUGGGAGAUUUGAAACCUGUAAUCUCAGAAUUAGAGGGAGAAGAAAACUUGAUUGCUGCAGCUCAGCACAUAGUGCAGGCAUUAGGGAGCAAGAAGAACCUGACUGAUGAUGCCAGGAGAAUUUUGGUGGAACUUGGCUCCAAAUUGUCUACUAUGGCCUCCUUGAAUGAUAACAAGAGUGAGGGAGUAAGCGAAAUGGAAGAGCGGCUCAACAUCAUCCACGAGAAGGUCAUGAGUUGGGAGGCAGAUCAAUCUAUGAUAUGGGACUCUGGCCCCGAAGAAGCGUCUGAGUAUCUAAAGGCUGUGGAUGAAGUGCAAAAGUUGAUUGGGAAGUUGGAGAGCCGUAGCUUUGCUAAGGAUAGUGAAGAGGUUGAGCUCCUACAGAGAUCUUGUGAUGUUCUUCAGACGGCAAUGGCAAGGUUGGAGGAAGAGUUUGGGUACAUUCUUGUUCAGAACAGGCAACCCUUUGAGCCUGAGCACAUGUCUUUCCGUUCAAGUGAAGACGAUAUUGCAGAUGAGGGUUCAAUCGUCUCUUUUGAAGAUGAAUCGGUGGAGGACAUGAGAGAGUCUGUCAGCAGAGGCUCAGAGGAAUUCAUCAUUGAUUUGGUCCGGCCAGAUGUGAUCCCUGACCUCAAGUGCAUUGCAAAUUUAAUGUUUGUUUCCAAUUAUGAUCAGGAAUGCUCUCAGGCUUUUAUUUGUGUCCAAAAAGAUGCGUUGGAUGAGUGCCUCUGCAUUCUUGAGAUGGAGAAGUUGAGCAUUGAAGAUGUCCUGAGGAUGGAGUGGGCUAGCUUAAAUUCUAAGAUUAAGAGAUGGGUGCGGGCUAUGAAGAUUUUUGUGCGAGUCUAUCUUGCUAGCGAGAAAUGGCUCAUUGACCAGAUAUUUGGGGAGGUAGGAUCAGUUAACUCUGCUUGUUUCAUUGAGACAUCAAAGUCAUCGAUGUUGCGGCUUCUGAAUUUUGGGGAAGCUGUAGCAAUCAGCCACCACAAACCAGAAAAAUUGUUUGGCAUAAUUGACAUGUAUGAGGUGCUAACUGAUCUUCUUCCUGAUAUGGAAGCCUUAUACCCUGAUGAGGCUGGUUUCUGUGUUAGAAGUGAGUUUCAAGAGGUUCUGAAUAGCUUGAGGAAUUCUGUGAGAGCAACAUUUCUUGAAUUUGAAAAAGCUAUUGCUUCAAACACAUCAGUAAAUCCUUUUGCUGGAGGUGGAAUCCAUCAUUUGACCAGAUAUGUCAUGAACUACAUCCGGAAUCUUACUGAUUACAGCGUCAUCCUUAAUCUACUCCUUGAUGAUCAUGUGCCGGACAAUCCCAUCUCUUCAUCACCCCAUGCACGCCCAGUUCUUGACGGGAACAGAAGUGAUGCUUCCUGCUCUGUCAGUGUUUCCCCAAUGGCUUUCCACUUCCAAUCCCUCAUUUCAAUUCUAGAAUCCAACAUUGACAUUAAAUCCAAGUUAUACAAGGAUGCCUCUUUAGAGCACCUAUUCUUGAUGAACAAUAUACAUUACAUGACUCAGAAGGUUAAGGACUCUGAACUGAGGGCCAUUUUGGGGGAUGAAUGGAUUCGGAAGCAUAACUGGAAAUUCCAGCAGCAUGCCAUGAACUACGAGAGAGCUACUUGGAGUUCAAUCCUCCCUUUACUGAAGGAUGAGGGGAUUCAGAAUCCCAAUUCAAAUUCUGUAUCUAAAUCUCUACUAAAGGAGAGGCUAAGGAGCUUUUAUGCUGCCUUUGAGGAAGUAUACAAAACUCAAACUGGUUGGUUAAUACCUGAUCUUCAGCUUCGUGAGGACUUACGAAUCUCAGCAUCACUCAAGGUGGUUCAGGCUUACCGAACAUUUGUUGGAAGGCAUAACAGCCAUAUUACUGAAAAGCACAUAAAGUACAGUGCAGAUGAUCUUCAAAAUUACAUUUUGGAUCUCUUUGAGGGAUCCCAAAGAUCAUUACAAAGUCCACACAGGAGGUGAUGUUGGAAUAAAUUUUGGCUUGGGGAUUCAAGUGGAAUGAGAAUGAGUAAUAUUUCAGUCUCAUUCUCGCAGGUAUUUCCAGCAGAUGUGAUUUUAUAAAAUUAAAAGGACUGCAUUACUGUUGUGAUCUCUUGUAUUCAGCCCCUUCUGAUAAUUUGACAUGAGCUUAUACUAAUUGAAGAUCCUUGGUGGCUUGGUUGUCUUUA